CCUUGGGGCAACUCUUGACCCCUGGAAGUCUCUCUACCUAACAGUCACCCAGCCCUGAAGUAACUUGAUCCUUAAGGUUUUAGUGCCGCCCACUUCAGUACCCAGCCAAUUCCCUACAGUAAGGCCUUCUAGAGACAAACCCACCAACAGGAAAAGGAAACUCCUAGAGAAAGGGCGGGCCUACAGAACCAGGGUCGCAAGCAGCAACCAUCCUCCAGACGUUGCGGUUGUCCCAGAGUCAAUACCAUGAGCCACAAUUCCCAAGCCUUCUUGCCCCCCAAUACCGGACUUCCUCCAAGCUAUGAGACGAUCAAAGAGGAAUAUGGGGUGACAGAGCUGGGGGAACCCCACAACUCAGCUGUUGUGCGAACCACGGUGAUCAACAUGCCCAGAGAGGUCUCUGUGCCCGACCAUGUGGUCUGGUCCCUGUUCAAUGCACUCUUCAUGAACUUCUGCUGCCUGGGUUUCAUAGCCUACGCCUACUCAGUGAAGUCCAGGGACAGGAAGAUGGUGGGCGAUGUGAUUGGAGCCCAGGCCUACGCCUCCACUGCCAAGUGCCUGAACAUCAGCUCCUUGAUCUUCAGCGUCCUUAUGGUCAUUAUCUGCAUCAUUAUUGUCUCUACCACCUCUGUGGCAGUCUUUCAAGCCUUUUCACAAAGAAUACCACAUUCUGGAUUCUAAUCCUGCCCUGUGCUCCACUGUCCACAUCUGACCCUACCCCUGUGCUGAGGCCUUGACCCUACGCAUUUAUUUGCAAAUGUUACCUUCGCAUGUUUGUCCGCUGUGGAUUCAAUAAAGUGUGCAUAGUGGCAA
Molecule: messenger RNA, 813 nt
Organism: Psammomys obesus (fat sand rat)
Lineage: Eukaryota; Metazoa; Chordata; Mammalia; Rodentia; Muridae
Product: interferon-induced transmembrane protein 2
Exons: 2
Coding region: 247-681 (144 amino acids)
Biological process (GO): host-mediated suppression of symbiont invasion; response to interferon-beta; defense response to virus
Cellular component (GO): plasma membrane
Source: RefSeq, a predicted model, not a curated record